AUGGAUGAGUCGGCCCUUCUGGACCUUCUGGAGUGUCCCGUGUGUCUGGAGCGGCUCGACGUCUCUGCCAGGGUCCUGCCUUGUCAGCACACGUUCUGCAAACGGUGUCUGCUGGGCAUCGUCGGUUCCCGCAACGAACUCAGAUGCCCCGAGUGCCGGACUCUGGUUGGCGCAGGCGUGGAGCAGCUUCCAAGCAACAUCCUGCUGGUCAGACUUCUAGAUGGCAUCAAGCAGAGGCCUUGGAAACCCGGCCCUGUGGGGGGCAGUGCCACCAACUGCACAAACGCCUCGAGGGCUCAGAGCAGCGCUGUGGCCAAUUGUAGCUCGAAAGAUCCACCUGGCCCCCAGGGUGGACAGCAGCCUCGGGCGCAAGCCUGGAGCCCCCCGGUGAGGGGAAUACCUCAGUUACCAUGUGCCAAAGCAUUAUACAACUACGAAGGCAAAGAGCCCGGGGACCUUAAAUUCAGCAAAGGUGACAUCAUCAUUUUGCGGCGACAAGUGGAUGAAAAUUGGUACCACGGGGAGGUCAACGGGGUCCAUGGCUUUUUCCCCACCAACUUCGUGCAGAUUAUCAAACCGUUACCUCAGCCCCCGCCUCAGUGCAAAGCACUUUAUGACUUCGAAGUUAAAGACAAGGAAGCCGACAAAGAUUGCCUUCCGUUUGCAAAGGAUGACGUUCUGACUGUGAUCCGCAGAGUGGAUGAAAACUGGGCUGAAGGCAUGCUGGCAGACAGAAUAGGAAUAUUUCCAAUUUCGUAUGUUGAGUUUAACUCGGCGGCCAAGCAGCUGAUCGAGUGGGACCAGCCUCCCGCGGGGGGCGUUGGCGCUGCGGAGGGCGCCCCGGCCGCUGCCCCGAGCAGCGCGGCCCCCAGGCAGCCCGAAGCCAAGAAGAACACGAAGAAGCGGCACUCGUUCACCUCCCUGACCACGGCCGGCAGGGCGUCGCAGGCCACCCAGCAGCGCCACUCCGUGGAGAUCAGCCCCCCGGUCCUCAUCAGCUCCAGCAACCCCACGGCCGCCGCGCGCAUCGGCGAGCUGGCCGGGCUCUCGUGCAGCGCCCCCUCCCAGGUCCACAUAAGUACCACCGGGUUGAUUGUGACCCCACCCCCGAGCAGCCCAGUGACCACCGGCCCCUCGUGCACGGUCCCGCCAGAGGCCCCCUACCCGGCCACCCUUUCGACUAUGAAUCCUCCUCUCCCCCCACCCCCGCUCCAGGAGGCCACCCCCAUGGGCGCUGUUGCUGCUCCCGGGAUGGGCUCCAGACCCGUGGCUGGACCCACUGACCAGACCACACACUCACGGCCGCAGACGCGCCCCAGCGUGUAUGUUGCCAUUUAUCCCUACACCCCCCGGAAAGAGGAUGAGCUAGAGCUGAGGAAGGGGGAGAUGUUUCUCGUGUUUGAGCGCUGCCAGGACGGCUGGUUCAAGGGCACGUCCAUGCACACCAGCAAGAUUGGGGUCUUCCCUGGCAAUUAUGUGGCCCCCGUCACGAGGGCAGUGACCAGCGCUUCCCAGGGUAAAGUCCCCGUGUCGACCGCUGGCCAGACAAGUCGAGGGGGGGGACCGGCCAGCCCUUCCCCCUCAGGAGCGCCUGCCCAGAAGCCCCCGGGGAACGGCAUGGCCGGCGGUCCCGGGGUCCCCACUGCCGUGGUGUCAGCAGCUCACAUCCAGACAAGUCCCCAGGCCAAGGUCCUGCUGCACAUGUCCGGACAGAUGACCGUCAACCAGGCGCGCAGCGCUGUGAGGACAGUCUCGGCACACGGCCAGGAGCGCCCCACGGCGGCCGUGACGCCCAUCCAGGUUCAGAGCGCUGCGGGGCUGCCCCAUCACCCCGUGGCCUCGCCUCAGCCCCCCGGCCCGAUGGGUCCCCCUGCCCACGUGGCUGCUGGCAGCCUGGGCCGGGUCGGCGCCCCGCUGGCCUGCGCUGCGGCCCCGCCGAGCCUCCCCGCCGCCUCCCUGGAGACCGAGCCUGGCGGUCGCCCGGUCACCAUGCUCCCCGGGCCGCCCACCUCUCCCGACAGCGGCUCAGCGGCCAAGCCAGACAAGGACAGCAAGAAAGAGAGAAAGGGGCUGUUGAAGCUGCUCUCCGGGGCCUCCACCAAGCGCAAGCCGCGGGGGUCGCCGCCGGCCUCGCCCACCCUGGACGUCGAGCCGGGGGCUGAUCUGCCCGGGGCCCCUGGCGCCCCCUGCGCCUGCCCCGGGCCCUGUGAUGCCGACACCCCGGCCCCGGCCCCUGCCCCUGCCCCCGGCCCGCAGCGCCGGACCUGCUCCCUGGACUCGGCCCCGGUGGCCCCACCGCCACGGCAGCCCUGCUCGUCCCUGGGCCCAGCAGCCGGUGACGCGAGGCCUGCGGUCUGUGAAAGGCACCGGGUGGUGGUUUCAUACCCCCCACAGAGUGAGGCAGAACUGGAACUCAAGGAGGGUGACAUCGUGUUUGUGCACAGGAAGCGGGAGGAUGGCUGGUUCAAGGGCACGCUGCAGCGGAACGGGAAGACGGGCCUCUUCCCCGGGAGCUUCGUGGAAAACAUCUGA
Lipotes vexillifer (Yangtze River dolphin) is the source of this 2532-nucleotide messenger RNA. RefSeq names its product SH3 domain containing ring finger 1 (gene SH3RF1). Gene Ontology annotation, biological process: cell migration; actin filament organization. Bases 1 to 2532 code for a protein of 843 amino acids. The record is from RefSeq and is a predicted model, not a curated record. The transcript has 11 exons. NCBI's taxonomy places the organism in Eukaryota, Metazoa, Chordata, Mammalia, Artiodactyla, Lipotidae. Gene Ontology annotation, molecular function: protein binding.